Molecule: messenger RNA, 576 nt
Organism: Lathyrus sativus (Indian pea)
Lineage: Eukaryota; Viridiplantae; Streptophyta; Magnoliopsida; Fabales; Fabaceae
Source: the annotation of a GenBank genome assembly
AUGAGUACUACUAUUCAACAACCUCAUAACUCAGAAUCCAAAACCAUCUCAAACAAUUCCCCACCACAAUCCCAAAAAAUCAAACGCAUUCGAGACACUGACACUGACACAAACACAAACAAGCAUCCCCUCUACCGCGGCGUCCGUAUGCGAAACUGGGGAAAAUGGGUGUCUGAAAUCCGUGAGCCGAAGAAAAAGUCCCGAAUAUGGCUCGGCACAUUCCCAACUCCAGAAAUGGCAGCUCGAGCACACGACGUAGCCGCUCUCAGCAUCAAAGGAAAUGCUGCCAUUCUCAAUUUCCCCGAGUUGGCCAACUCGCUCCCCCGGCCGGCUUCUGUCUCUCCCCGCGACGUUCAGGCCGCUGCCACGAAAGCCGCUCACAUGGAGUUUCCUUCGUCCGCAGCCCCGUAUGAGUUGAGUGAGAUAAUCGAACUUCCUAGUCUCGGAAACAGCGGUGAAUUCGAGAAGGAGUUUGUGUUUAUUGACUCUAUUGACGCUUCGUGGAUGUUUCAGCCUCCAUGCUUGCACACCAUGGAAGAUGUUCUUUGGAGUGAAGUUUAUAGUAACUAUGGCUAG